AAACUUUAUAUCAGCAUAGUUCAUUUAUGCAAUCCCAUGUUCAGAGUCUAAAGUUUAAACAGAGACAUUUUAAAGACCUUAAAAAUAUGCCAGAAAAUAUUCAAAUUCAAGAAUAGAAAACAUCUCUUUUAUUUCCUACCAGGAAAGUCAAUUGACCCUGAACAUCUGUACCACCAAGCUGUUUCAAACAUGAUUGCCUCAAUCAUUUUUGGGUCGCGAUUCAAUUAUAAGGAUGAAUAUUUUCAGACAUUCAUCACAGACAUCGAGAAACUUACUAAGAUUGCCAUCGGACAAUGGGCAAUGAGAGCAGAUCAAGGCACCACAUUUGACGACUCACAGAUGGUCACUUUGCUGUUUGACCUGUUUGCGGCUGGAACUGAAACAACCUCGAACACACUCCGAACUUUAACGCUCUAUUUGAUGACCCACACUCAUAUACAGGAACAAUGUCAGCGUGAGAUUGAUGAAGUCCUUGGUGAUCGUGAACAUGUCACAUUUGAGGACAGAAACGCCAUGCCUUACGUUCAAGCAGUGAUUCAUGAGGGUCAGCGUGUUGCUGACAUUAUUCCUCUUAGUAUGUUUCACACCGCCACAACCAACACUCAGCUCCAGGGCUACAACAUCCCAAAGGGGACAAUUAUCAUCCCCUAUCUGUCAUCUGCUCUCAGAGAGGAAAGUCAGUGGAAGUUUCCCCAUGAAUUCAACCCUCAAAACUUCUUGAAUGAUAAGGGGGAAUUUGUGAAGCCUGAUGCAUUCAUGCCUUUCUCUGCAGGUGUUCAUGGGAUCUCUCCUGGAGACUGUACGCUCGAAGCGCACGCACAUGACGCCGCCACUCAGUUUGCGGUGCGUAUUCUUUCCGCGCUCACGUUAACGGAUCAGAGCGUUAUCACGCGGUUACGGUCCGGCAGUGCGUUCCAGGAGCGGUGCGUCUGCUGCAGUGUAGCGAUCGUUUCCACACCGGGUCUAUCUUUGCUGUACAGCAGUGCACACACUGAAUUAAAGUGA
Onychostoma macrolepis is the source of this 1005-nucleotide messenger RNA. RefSeq names its product cytochrome P450 2K1-like. Gene Ontology annotation, biological process: xenobiotic metabolic process. The transcript has 6 exons. Gene Ontology annotation, molecular function: heme binding; oxidoreductase activity, acting on paired donors, with incorporation or reduction of molecular oxygen, reduced flavin or flavoprotein as one donor, and incorporation of one atom of oxygen; iron ion binding. Lineage: Eukaryota; Metazoa; Chordata; Actinopteri; Cypriniformes; Cyprinidae. The coding region runs from base 190 to 1005 and encodes 271 amino acids. The record is from RefSeq and is a predicted model, not a curated record. Gene Ontology annotation, cellular component: cytoplasm; intracellular membrane-bounded organelle.